Messenger RNA from Dictyostelium discoideum AX4, 2103 nucleotides. RefSeq names its product heat shock protein Hsp90 family protein (gene hspD). Gene Ontology annotation, cellular component: cytoplasm. The transcript is spliced from 3 exons. Gene Ontology annotation, biological process: protein folding. Gene Ontology annotation, molecular function: ATP hydrolysis activity; ATP binding; ATP-dependent protein folding chaperone. The record is from RefSeq and is a predicted model, not a curated record. Lineage: Eukaryota; Evosea; Eumycetozoa; Dictyosteliales; Dictyosteliaceae. Bases 1 to 2103 code for a protein of 700 amino acids.
AUGGCUGAAUCACAAGUUGAACGUUUCACAUUCCAAGCUGAAAUUAAUCAGCUUAUGUCCCUUAUUAUUAAUACUUUUUAUUCAAAUAAAGAAGUAUUUUUAAGAGAAUUGAUUUCAAAUGCAUCUGAUGCCUUAGAUAAAAUUCGUUACCAAUCAUUAACUGAUGCAUCAGUUUUGGAAUCAAAAACUGAACUCGAAAUUAAAAUUAUUCCAGAUAAGACUGCCAAAACUCUUACACUCAUUGAUAGUGGUAUUGGUAUGACCAAAACCGAUAUGGUAAAGAAUUUAGGUACUAUUGCUCGUUCAGGUACUAAAAACUUUAUGGAACAAUUACAAAGUGGUGCCGCUGAUAUCAGUAUGAUUGGUCAAUUUGGUGUUGGUUUCUACUCUGCUUACUUAGUUGCCGAUACUGUUAUUGUUCACUCUAAAAACAAUGAUGAUGAACAAUACGUUUGGGAAUCAAGUGCUGGUGGUGAAUUUACCAUUGCUCUCGAUCAUACCGAACCAUUAGGUCGUGGUACUAAGAUUGUUUUACACAUGAAAGAAGAUCAACUCGAUUAUUUAGAUGAAACUAAAAUCAAAAAUCUCGUAAAGAAACACUCUGAAUUCAUUCAAUAUCCAAUUAGUCUCUUAACCAUUAAAGAAAAAGAAGUUGAUGAAGAAACCACUGCCAAAGAAGGUGAAGAAGAAUCAACUGAUGCUAAAAUCGAAGAGAUUGAAGAAGAAAAAGAAAAGAAGAAAGUUAAAGUUCAAGAAAAAGAAUGGGAUGUCCUCAACAAAACUAAACCACUCUGGACUCGUAAUCCAUCAGAUGUCACCAAAGAAGAAUAUAACAGUUUCUAUAAAUCAAUCUCAAAUGAUUGGGAAGAACCAUUAGCUGUUAAACACUUCUCUGUUGAAGGUCAACUCGAAUUCAAAGCUAUCCUCUUUGUACCAAAGAAAGCUCCAUUCGAUUUAUUCGAAAGUAAAAAGAAAGCCAACAACAUUAAACUCUACGUUAAAAGAGUUUUCAUUAUGGAUAACUGUGCUGAUAUCAUUCCAGAAUACUUAAACUUUGUUCGUGGUAUUGUUGACUCAGAAGAUCUUCCAUUAAACAUUUCUCGUGAAACCCUCCAACAAAAUAAAAUUCUCACUGUUAUCCGUAAGAAUCUCGUCAAGAAAUGUAUUGAACUCUUUAAUGAAAUCGCUGAAAACUCUGAAGAUUAUAAAAAAUUCUAUGAAGCUUUCUCAAAGAAUCUUAAACUCGGUGUUCAUGAAGAUAGUCAAAACAGAGAGAAAUUCGCUGAUCUCCUCCGUUACCAAACCUCAAAAUCUGGUGAUGAAUUAGUUACUCUCAAAGAAUAUGUUGGUCGUAUGAAAGAAGGUCAAAAUGAAAUUUACUAUAUCACUGGUGAAUCUAAAAAAGCUGUUGAAAACUCUCCAUUCAUUGAAGGUCUCAAGAAGAAGAAUCUUGAAGUCAUUUACAUGUGUGACCCAAUUGAUGAAUAUGCUGUUCAACAAUUAAAAGAAUAUGACGGUAAGAAAUUAGUAUCAAUUACCAAAGAAGGUUUGAAAUUAGAUGAAACCGAAGAUGAAAAGAAAAAAGCUGAACAAGAUAAAGCUGCCAAUGAAGAAUUACUCAAACAAGUUAAAGAUGUAUUGGGUGAUAAAGUUGAAAAGGUAGUUCUCUCAACUCGUCUUGCCAACUCACCAUGUGUUUUAGUUACCUCUGAAUAUGGUUGGUCAGCAAACAUGGAACGUAUCAUGAAAGCUCAAGCUCUCCGUGACUCUUCAAUGUCAUCAUACAUGUCAUCAAAGAAAACUUUAGAAUUAAAUCCAGAUCACCCAAUCGUUAGAGAUUUAGCCAAAAAAGCCGCCGAAAAAAGUAAAACUUUCAAAGACUUUGUUUACUUAUUAUAUGAAACUGCUCUCUUAACUUCAGGUUUCUCAUUAGAUGAACCAUCAUCAUUUGCUUCACGUAUUCAUCGUAUGAUUAAAUUAGGUUUAAGCAUUCAAGAUGAUUCAUCAGCAACAACUGAAGAAUCAACAAACACAACAACCAGUGAUGAUAUUCCACCAUUAGAAGAAAACGAUGAACCAUCUGAAAUGGAAAAAGUCGACUAG